Bathycoccus prasinos is the source of this 786-nucleotide messenger RNA. RefSeq lists its product with no specific name. NCBI's taxonomy places the organism in Eukaryota, Viridiplantae, Chlorophyta, Mamiellophyceae, Mamiellales, Bathycoccaceae. The coding region runs from base 1 to 786 and encodes 261 amino acids. Gene Ontology annotation, molecular function: COPII receptor activity. Gene Ontology annotation, cellular component: Golgi membrane; COPII-coated ER to Golgi transport vesicle; endoplasmic reticulum membrane. The record is from RefSeq and is a predicted model, not a curated record. Gene Ontology annotation, biological process: endoplasmic reticulum to Golgi vesicle-mediated transport. The transcript has 2 exons.
AUGUCGUCGAGAACGAUCGUCUCCACGACGUUGGCGUACACGGGAGGGUACAUAUUUCUCGUCCUCUUGGCGGUGUGUUUAGCCACCGCGAGUACUGUACGAGUCUUCCUCUCUGACGAACUCGUUACCCUCUCUCUCACUGUCUGCGUGUUUUUACUCUCGCGCUUUCAUAAAACAGGUCUGUAUUACCUCGCGGAAAUGGUCGAAGAGUACACGCGUUUUGCGAAGAAAUUCCUCCAAAACGCGAUCAAAGCUACCGUGUGUAUACACGUGCUUUUAUUUUUCGUCGACGGCAUGCCGUUUACCGCGUGUCUCGUGGGAGGUUUGUCACAAAUCGCGUAUUCGAGAUUACUCAAGAGAUACCCGUUUAUUGAAGUACAAACGAUGGAAUUCAUGGGUUCAGUCGUGAUGUUGAUCUUAACGCACGUGUAUUGGAUGCGAUACUUCCGCGAGGAGAGGUAUUCGACGGAAUACGCCAUGGGAUUUUUCUUGUGCACGACGUGGUUGGUGCCGUUUGGGUUUUUUAUUUCCUUGGCGGCGAACGAGAGCGUGUUGCCGGGAGGCACGAGUGGGAUUGGGGGCGGUCCCGGAGCGGCGACGGGGGGGAUUAGUGGGAAUGGCGUGUACGGUCCGGGAUCGAACGGGAGUAAUAGCAGAGAGAAGAAACGAAGCAACGUGGUGUUGCAAAUUUUAGACUGGGUGAAGAUGAAGUGGGAGAUGCUGGUGAGGGUGGUGUUUCCGAGAGGUGUCCAAGCGUCGUAUAAGAGCGGGUUGCACACGUAUUAA